UAGUGUCAUGUCAACUCAUUCGAUUUAGAUCCGUCAAUUUUGUCAUCAUUUUGGAUGCGAAUCGUGACUUUCAGUUUCUUGCAAGUUAAUGUGAAUAACUAUUUGUUUUGUACGUUUAAUUGUUACGUUAACUUAAUCCAGAAUGCCUAAGGUUUCAGUAAAGGUAAAAUGGGGCAAGGAGAUGUACCCAGGAGUGGAAGUGAACACAGAUGAUGACCCUGUGGUGUUCAAGGCUCAGAUCUUUGCCCUCACUGGAGUGCAGCCUGAGAGACAGAAGGUUGUGUGCAAAGGAGUCACUCUUAGAGACGAUUCCUGGGCCAACUUCAAGUUGUCUAAUAAUGCUCUGGUGCUGGUAAUGGGCAGCAAGGAGGAAGAUGUGCCAUCUGCUCCGGUGGAACAAACACGUUUCGUAGAAGACAUGAAUGAGUCCGAGCUGGCUACUGCUUUGGACUUGCCCGAAGGUCUAAUCAACUUGGGCAACACAUGCUACAUGAACGCUACAGUACAGUGCCUGAAGACAGUACCUGAACUUAAGAAUGCCUUACUUAGUUAUGAUAAGUCGUCUGGUGGUGGAACCGCGGGAGAAUUGACAUCGGCGUUGAGCGACACCAUGUCAGCGUUAGAAGGGGGCGGAGCUGGGGCGUGCGCAGGCGCAGCUGCCAAGUUACUCCGCGCCCUGCACUCUACUGCGCCACGCUUCGCGGAGCGCGGGCCUGGUGGUGGCCUGGCGCAACAGGACGCUUCAGAAUGUUGGACUGAGAUCAUCAGGGCGCUACAAGCCAGACUGCCUUCUGCACCUAAUGCUCCUGCAAAUAGGUCAUCUGUGAUUGAGCAGUACUUCGGUGGCACUCUGGAUGUGGAGUUGGUGUGCUCGGAGGCAGAGGAGCCUCCCACCCGCUCCAACGAGACUUUUCUACAACUGUCCUGCUUCAUAUCGCAGGAUGUCAAGUAUUUGCAGUCAGGACUCCGAUCUAAAAUGUCCGAGCAAAUCACAAAACUGUCACAAACUUUAGGAAGGGAUGCGAUCUACACUAAAACAAGCAAAAUCAGUCGUCUGCCAGCAUACUUAACGGUGCAAUUCGUGAGGUUCUACUACAAGGAGAAGGAGUCCAUCAACGCGAAGAUCUUGAAGGACGUGAAGUUCCCGCUGGAGUUGGACGUGUACGAGCUCUGCUCACCCGAGCUGCAGGAGAGACUCAUGCCUAUGAGGAACAAGUUUAAGGAAUACGAAGACGCAAAUGUGGAGUCGUCUCUAAGUUCGAAGAACCACGGCGAUAGUUCAAAGGAAAUUAAGAAAAAAGACCCGAUGAGAUCUGUACCCUAUUGGUUCCCUAAUGACGUAGGCAGCAACAACAGCGGUUACUACCGCCUCCAAGCGGUGCUGACACACCGCGGGCGCUCGUCGUCCUCCGGACACUACGUGGCCUGGGUCGCGCGCGGGGACUCCUGGCUGCGCUGUGAUGACGAUGCCGUCACUCCCGUCACCGAGGAGGAGGUGCUCAAGCUAAGUGGAGGAGGCGACUGGCACUGCGCAUACCUCCUGCUCUACGGGCCUAAGAUCCUAGAAGUUCCCGAAGUGGACGACAAACCGGAGCCAAUGAUCACGGAACAUGACGACGAAGACCCUCCCAUCGCCCUCGCGUAACAUCUCCAUAUAUUACAUAGCCUACAUUUGUUCCAGCCCGCUUGACUAUUCUGCGACAACUUCUGCAACUCGCACAACUUUCUUUAGCCGUUAUGCCUUACUCCUAUAUUGCUACCUGAUGAUAUGAAGUAGGAAAUAAUAACUGAUUGUAUUUAGUUCCUAUGCGCAAACAUUGGCACUAGUCUGUAAUUGUUGUAAGUAUAAUAUGUACCUAAUAAUAUUACUUGCGCAAAUGUCAUUUAUUUGACUAUAUCUGCGCUAAGUUUUGCGCAUUAUGAAAUGUGUUUUACAUUGCAAACAAUACAUAUGUAAAUAUCUAAUCAUUUAUAAAUGUUUGCCCUAACUUGGCGAAACCUUUGCGCAGUAUGCGCAUAAAUUAUUACCAAGCAUGUAUGUUUGCGCAAAAGACUGGCAAAUUGGCUGUGUAGCAGAGAUAUAUUGGAAUCGAAAUUAUCCUUCAGAGUGACAAUAUAGGAGUAUGAGAUUUAUGCAAUAUUUAUGACAAGGUGUAAUUAAAUAGUGUGUAUGUCUUAGCCGCCUACUGUAUAGAGAGACAGAGAUUUGGGUUCACUUUAUGUUCUAAAAUUAUUGUACCUUAGUCUGAAAUUAAAUAUACGCCCCAAAAAUAUUUUAUGCCAUCUUUAUAAUCAAUUCGUGUUCUUUAAUUUGCAAAUUAUUAUAGCGCAACAUGUUAUAAUAGCUUAAGAUUAUGACUAUUUAAAUUGGAGAUAAAUAAAUAUGAAAAAAAAAAAUCUUCUAGCAUAGUAGUAGUUCAUUCUACUUCGCUAUGCAUUGUCCUACCUUGGCCUCUAUUAGAGUAUAUAAAAUACAUUCAAUUCAGCUGUAGAUAGUAAAUACAAUCUAAAGAAUACUACUCUAUUGGCUUUUGGUGUCAAAUAAAAGACUUGGUAAUAGUUUCAAAAAUUUUAUUCAUACCUAUAAAUCUUAAUGUUGUAAUUCUUUGACGAAAGGCCGCAUAAAGUCAAUCAGUAGAAGGAUUAAACUAAAUCUCAAUCGUGAUUUUGUGCUCAGCCGGCCGGCUCGGCGAUCUUUGUCUCGAAUCAUACAAGCAAUAAGAUAGAUACUGUUGAUAUUAUAAACAAAGGUGAACCCUUAUAUAGCAUUUACGAAUAUUUAUACACAAAGCAGCAGCUCGGCUCAUAUUUAAAUAGCAAAAUUUCGUUAAAAUGUGUUGAAGUUUAAUAGAUGUAAGUCGCGGGUUUAGUAAUUCGUUAAUUUAUUGUAAAUUGGCAUUUUAAAUGCUGCUGUUAUUUGCGUGAAGCAUUUUCGUUUGUCACAUCUCAGUAAAUACCUAGGUUCUCUAUACAAGACGUAUUGAAUUUUAUAAGACUAAUUAUACUAAACAAUGAUCGAUAAUAAAUUUGAUUAUACAUUU
Messenger RNA from Spodoptera litura, 3041 nucleotides. It is a transcript of the gene Usp14, whose product is annotated as ubiquitin specific protease 14. The record is from RefSeq and is a predicted model, not a curated record. NCBI's taxonomy places the organism in Eukaryota, Metazoa, Arthropoda, Insecta, Lepidoptera, Noctuidae. Gene Ontology annotation, biological process: proteasome-mediated ubiquitin-dependent protein catabolic process; protein deubiquitination; regulation of proteasomal protein catabolic process. Gene Ontology annotation, molecular function: proteasome binding; protein binding; cysteine-type deubiquitinase activity.